Histoplasma mississippiense is the source of this 231-nucleotide messenger RNA. RefSeq lists its product with no specific name. The coding region runs from base 1 to 231 and encodes 76 amino acids. The transcript has a single exon. NCBI's taxonomy places the organism in Eukaryota, Fungi, Ascomycota, Eurotiomycetes, Onygenales, Ajellomycetaceae. The record is from RefSeq and is a predicted model, not a curated record.
AUGGUUUCCACACGCGCGAGAUCCCUGGAAAACCAACCCGAAUCCUCAACUGCCCCCGAUGAGCACAACACUCGAUUGCAACAGUUGAACGAUCAAAUCCGCGAACGGGAGCAGCAACUAGCUAUUCUGCAUGCGCAGCAGCGUCUUAAACGAAUUGGAAGCGCAGAUUUGCGAAGAUUCUUCUAUCGAGUCCCGACCGAUCCAGGAUACCGCCGCAGAACUGCCGCUUGA